Molecule: messenger RNA, 1680 nt
Organism: Acomys russatus (golden spiny mouse)
Lineage: Eukaryota; Metazoa; Chordata; Mammalia; Rodentia; Muridae
Product: polypyrimidine tract-binding protein 1-like
Exons: 2
Coding region: 25-1680 (551 amino acids)
Biological process (GO): mRNA processing; regulation of RNA splicing; regulation of cell differentiation
Cellular component (GO): nucleus
Molecular function (GO): mRNA binding
Source: RefSeq, a predicted model, not a curated record
UGUGUCCAGAAUCAACCCGCAGCCAUGAGCAGCAACUCGCCUCCAGAACCCCAAGGAAAUAAAAGCAAGAGGUUCAAACUGGACAGCGGGGACGCAGGCACAGAGGGGUCCUCCAGAGUGAUCCAUAUCCAUGGGCUGCCAAGCAGUGUCACCGAAAGGGAGGUUCUGUGCCUCGCUCAGCCUUUCGGGGAGGUCUCCAAGUUCCUGUUUCUCAAGGAGAAGAACCAGGCCUUAAUGGAGAUGAACACACAGGAGGCCGCCAAGACCAUGGUCAACUACUACAACUGGGUGACUCCUGUGCUGCAUGGGCAGUCCCUUGAAAUCCAGCUCACUGACUACAGACAGCUCCAGGUGAGCAGCUCCCCGAGCCAGGUGGCUGCCCAGCCAGGCCUGCCAGCUGAGAACUCGGGCCAGGCAGAAUACAUGGCCUUGGCCACCCCCGCCGCUGCGGUGGACAUGGGGACAGCCGUGGCCAGACAGAGCUGUGUGCUCAGGAUCAUUGUGGAGAACCACUUCCACUACGUGACCUUGGACGUGCUGCACGAGCUCUUCUCCAGGUUCGGCACAGUUCUGAAAAUCAUCACAUACACCAAGAAGGACCGGUUCCAGGUGCUGCUACAGUAUGCUCACCCGGUGAGCGCCCAGCACGCCAAGGUGUUCUUGGAUGGGCAGAACAUCUUCGAUGGCUGCUGCACACUGCGCAUCGCCUUCUCCCAGCUCACCCACCUCACAGUCAAGUACAACAACAACAAGAGCUAUGACUACACACGCCCAGACCUGCCCUCGGGUGACAGCCAGCCCUUGCCGGUCCAGAGCAGGGCCGCAGCCUUCGGUGCACCUGUCAUGAUCUCAGCUACUCCCAUUGCAAGCACGGGAUUACCUCACAGCUUCGUAAUCCCUCAAGCUACAGGCUUUGCCAUGCCAGAAGUGUGCAGCACCCUGGUCCCCCAGGUCAUACCAGAGGUGCCUGUGGCCACGGCAGAAGCAGCAGCAGAGGCUGGAGCAGCAGGAGCAGCAGCAGCAGCAGGAGCAGCAGCAGCAUCUGGGGCAGAGAGCCCAGUGGUCCCCUCAAGCUCCUCGGGUAUGUGGAACUCUGUUCUCCUGGUUGCCAACCUCAACACCGAGAAAGUCACACCCUACAGCCUCUUUAUUCUCUUUGGUACCUAUGGCAAUGUGCAGAGGGUGAAGAUCUUGUACAAUAAGAAGGAGAACGCACUGGUGCAGAUGGCAGAUGGGAGCCAGGCUGAGCUGGCCAUGAGGCACCUGAAUGGCCACAAGCUGUACGGGAAGGCUCUCUGCAUCAUGCUGUCGAAGUACCAGAGCGUGAAGCUGCCCCGGGAGGGCAAGGAGGACCAGAACCUCACCAAGAACUAUGUCAACUCCCCACUGCACCGCUUUAAGAAGCCCGGCUCCAAGAACUUCCAGAACAUCUUUCCGCCCUCAGCCACCCUGCACCUCUCCAACCUACCCACCUCGGUCACUGAGGAAGACCUCAAGACCCUCUUCUCCAGAAGCGCUGGUGAGGUCAAGGCCUUCAAGUUCUUCCCAAAGGACCGCAAGAUGGCGCUGAUCAGGAUGGGCUCAGUAGAGGAUGCCAUCCAGGCUCUGGUCGACCUGCAUGGUCAUGCCCUAGACCAGAACCACCACCUGCGAGUCUCCUUCUCCAGGAUCAUUAUCUAG